AUGACAGCGGACAAAGAAAAAGACAAAGACAAAGAGAAGGACAGGGAUAGAGACCGGGAUAAGGAGCGAGACAAGAGAGACAAGGCGAGGGAGAGCGAGAACUCGCGUCCUCGGCGGAGCUGUACGUUGGAAGGAGGCGCCAAGAAUUAUGCGGAAAGUGACCACAGUGAAGACGAGGACAAUGACAACAACAGUGCCACCACAGAGGAGUCCACAAAGAAAAGCAAAAAGAAACCACCCAAGAAGAAGUCCCGAUAUGAGAGAACAGACAACGGUGAAAUAACUUCUUUUAUCACGGAGGAUGAUGUUGUGUACAGGCCCGGAG
Messenger RNA from Apaloderma vittatum (bar-tailed trogon), 325 nucleotides. Its product is annotated as arginine-glutamic acid dipeptide repeats protein-like. The annotation marks the transcript as partial. The record is from RefSeq and is a predicted model, not a curated record. The transcript has a single exon. Lineage: Eukaryota; Metazoa; Chordata; Aves; Trogoniformes; Trogonidae.